Colletotrichum spaethianum is the source of this 1011-nucleotide messenger RNA. RefSeq lists its product as uncharacterized. Lineage: Eukaryota; Fungi; Ascomycota; Sordariomycetes; Glomerellales; Glomerellaceae. The transcript has 2 exons. The record is from RefSeq and is a predicted model, not a curated record. Bases 1 to 1011 code for a protein of 336 amino acids.
AUGACACCCAUCACGACCACUCCCGCGCCGAGCAGACAGACGGAUGGCCGCCCCGCGCAGGCUACACCAUCUCAGGCCUUGGACCACUUCCAUUUCUUCACCAGACUGCCCGUAGAGCUCCGGCUCAAGAUUUGGAACUUCAACCUCCCGCCGCCGCGGGUCGUCCCCAUCAGAUGCGGCGCAAAGUCCCUCACCCUCGCCUCCUACGCCCAGUCUUCGCGGCCGUCGACGAGCGGAUGCACCUCGUACGCCGCCGUCCCCGUUAACCUCCACGUUUGCCAAGAGUCCCGCCAAGAGGCCUUGGCCUCGUACCACCUCAGCUUCGGCAUGACGCGUAAUCCGGGACAGAUCUUUUUCGACAAGGCAAACGAUGUCCUCUACUUCGGCGCCCGCGACGGCUACAUGGCUUCCGAGGCCCAGUUCCUCACCGUCAUGGCUCUCUGCGACCCCACAGACCUUGCCGACGUGCGCCACCUCGCCAUCAACGACUCCCUCUUCUGGGUCGACGGCAUGUACCAGUCCAUGAGCGCCGCAAACCUGACGGUCGAGGUACUCAAGCAGGUUCGCCUGCGCAUGCCAAGGCUGGAGCGGCUGGUGUUCGUGCCGCGCGACGAAAACCCUGUCUACGACGAACAGAUCGAGCUGGUGCCGGCAAACCCCCACGGUAUGCUCGAGCAACGGAUGGCGAGGCAAAUGGAAGUGGCGAUGCGGGCCGUUUGCGACCUGUUUCCGGGUUGGAACGCGCCGCGCUGGUGCAUUAUGGCGCUGGGCACGGCGCAGUUGGCGACACAAGGAAAGCUGGGCCUCGUCUCCUCGAUGCCGGAAUAUAUCUCUGACUCGUUCGUCCCUUGUUCUCUGCAAAGCAAUGCAGUGGAGAUGUCUGCCUCCCCGUGGUUAGUGGGGAAUGCUUUCCGCGUGCGUAGGCCGCGAUACGACGUAGUGGGCUGGUCAAAUUACAAUUCAAAGAUACCCUGGGAUAAUUUCGGCGUUGGAGGUUAUUUGGGAAGUUGA